AUGCAAAGACUUCAACCAUGCAAGCAUUUGUAUUCUAGUAGUAGUAGCAGAAGUAUUUGGCUUCUUUUCUCGGCAGUGCAGACUACACAACAAUUUUACUAUUCGUGGCAUCAUCAGCAUCAAUACAAUCAUGCUGAGUAUCAUUGUCUUCUCGGAAAAGUGUCUGCAAAAUUUAGGACGAGUUUUAAUAUCGGAAACAUUCGACAAGGAAAAUCUAGAGAAGAAAAACUAACAAAUAACAAAGAUGAAAAUUCAAUCACUCAUGAUUUAUUUUCCGAAACUAUUUAUGCAAUGGCAAGCGGAUUUUCUUCAAGUUGUGCCGUUUCUGUAAUUCGAGUGAGUGGUUCAAGAGCAAUGGAAGUAGUUAAACGAAUGACAAGACUAGACUCAAAACAAUUGGAGACAAGAAGAGCCUAUUAUUGCUCUCUGUAUGAUCCAGUGUCCAAAAAUUCUAGUAACAUUGCUUUGAAUGCUGUACCUAUUGAUAAGAUUUUAUUAUUGUUUUUUAAAGGGCCAAAUAGUUUUACAGGAGAAGAUGUUAUUGAAAUACACUGUCAUGGAAGUAAGGCUGUGAUUUCGCAUAUCAUGAAAGCUCUUGGUACGGAAGGAAUUGGUUUUAGACCAGCUGAUCCUGGUGAAUUUACUAAAAGAGCAUUUCUGAAUAGAAAAAUGGAUUUGACAGAAGUGGAAGGGCUUAGUGAUUUGAUACAUGCUCAAACAGAGCAACAACGAGUACAAGCGCUUAAACAACUGAAUGGUGAGCUAAGUCAUGUUGUGACAAAUUGGAAAAGAGAAAUGUUGAAUUGUGUGGCCCACGUCACUGCAUUUAUCGAUUUUGGAGAUGACAACGGUCUUGAAGAAUCAGUCAUAUAUAGAGAACGAAUAUUACCCUCUGUCAAGAAAUUGGCAUCUGAGCUUAAAUAUUAUUUAGAUAUUUCUAAAAACAGACUCGGCGAAAGACUGAGAGAGGGACGAGGAAUACGUUGCGCCUUACUUGGAGCUCCCAAUGCAGGCAAGUCUUCACUACUAAAUGUAUUAGCAGAACAAGACAUUGCAAUAGUGAGCGAUCAUGCUGGAACCACUCGGGAUGUGGUUGAAGUUCAACUUGAUUUAAAGGGUUGGCCUGUGACCAUUGCAGAUACAGCUGGGCUCAGAGAGCAUACAGACAUUUCAUCAGACACAGAAGUAGGCAAGCAUCAAUUAAUAGAAAUUGAAGGUAUGAAAAGAGCCAUUAAAAAGGCACGAGAGGCAGAUAUUGUCAUUAUUGUUCUAGAUUCUGAAAAUUAUGCAGUGACACCGCAAGAAAUGUUUGAAUUUUGCAUGCGAAAACUUUCAGAGUAUGAUUUACCUGAUUCCUCUGAUUCCUCGCACACACCACGGACGUCAAACCAUGCACAGAAAAUAUUUUUGGUUCAAAACAAGAUUGACUCGAGGAAUAGCUCAGCACAACACAUGCUUCAAAAGAUCUUGGACAUUCCGUUAUUCGCAAUUUCUUGCAAAACCAAAGAGGGAGUGGAUCAGUUCAUUGAUCAUCUAUGUAAAACAGUAGAAAACAUUUUCACUGGAAAAGAUGACCAAUUCUUUUCAAAAGACAUUGGCCACCAACAAGCAGAACAUGCUCUCUUAAUAACCAGAGAACGACACCGAGCUUCCUUUUCCAAAACGUUGGCAUGUCUUGAGAGAGCUCUUCAAGAGAAUGAUCAAAUAGAGAUUGCUGCUGAACACAUUCGUCAAGCACACAAAGCUCUUUGCGAGGUUACAGGAGAUGUUGAUUUUGAGGAAAUUUUGGAUGUUGUUUUUAAGGAGUUUUGUAUUGGAAAAUGA
Molecule: messenger RNA, 1824 nt
Organism: Naegleria lovaniensis
Lineage: Eukaryota; Heterolobosea; Eutetramitea; Acrasida; Naegleriidae
Exons: 1
Coding region: 1-1824 (607 amino acids)
Biological process (GO): tRNA methylation; tRNA wobble uridine modification
Cellular component (GO): cytoplasm
Molecular function (GO): GTPase activity; GTP binding; protein binding
Source: RefSeq, a predicted model, not a curated record